AAGAAAUCAAAUUGGUUUAUACUAGCUCGUAAAAACGAUAUUGGAUAUUGGAAAAAAAAGAAAGGCGCCAUUUACCGUCUUUUUUUCUACGUAUGGCCUUCCUAAAGUUGUCAACCCACAGUGCUUUCAGGAUUCACAGUUUCUGCCGAAUUUCGGCUGCUUUUUUUCCUAGUUCUAAAAGAUUCAUCUGUUUAACCAAAUCAACGCAUACAGAUUUGAACCCUAUGAAACACAUCCUGAAAGAAAAUAAUAUACCUGAAGCUGAUAAGAGACAGAUAGAGAAGGAGGUCGAAGAAAUGACAAAGGAUUGGGUUUCGGCUGGUUAUCAUACGACAGACAAGGAAGAAGACAACUAUCUACGUCAACUUGUACCAUUCAUACUUUUCACACUUUUUCUAUGUCCACUAGCAUUACUUAUAUAUUAUACGCCAGACCGAAAUUAUUCUGAAUGGUCGUGGAGAGAAGCAUUUUUAGAAAUUGAAAGACGUAAAAGAGAUGGUUUACCUCUUGUGGAUAAAGAUCUUAUUCCAGCCUCUCAAGUGAAACUACCUACAGAUGAAGAGCUUGGAUCUGAUUUCAAGAUUAUUAUAUAGGCUAGAAUAAUUCUCACCGGCGGCUACUGCGGCGGCAGAGGGGAGAUUCUUACAUUCUUUAAUAAAUUAGUUCAUUACUCCUUUACUUGUUAUUUUAUCUGUCAGUGUACAUAAUUGGACAAUAGAAUUGAAAUAAGACUUCA
Messenger RNA from Trichobilharzia regenti, 736 nucleotides. The record is from the annotation of a GenBank genome assembly. Lineage: Eukaryota; Metazoa; Platyhelminthes; Trematoda; Strigeidida; Schistosomatidae.